AUGUUGGAGAUGGUCGGAGAGAGCCAGCAGUCACGAACGAAGGAUGCGGUUUCGGACGAAGACUUGUCGACAUGCUGCAAGGUGCUGGAGCAUCUGGCAGGCCGCAUGGACGAGUACAGGUCUCCCCGCUACAAGCCUCUGAGGAAGCUGCUGGUCCCUUUCCUGGAGGAGGAGGGCAAGAGGAGGUUCGGGGGGAUGGGGAAGGAGAUGCAUGCAGCAAGGAAGCAAGCGAUCAAAGUAGCGCACAUACAGCAGGAGCGAGCGAGAGCCAACGACCGCAAGUUUAUCGAGAACACGCGCUUGCGAGCAGCCCGUCGAGCCCGUCUUGAUGCUCUGAAAGCGUCGAACCCUGACUGCGCUCACCUCCUCAUCCCCGACGGACACGCCGAGGACGAGGGGAGCGUGAAGUUGAUCGGAGCUGCGGAGGUGAUGGGAGAGGGUAAGGAGGUGCCGCAAUGUCCGAAGGAAAAGGAAGGAGAGGAGGAGAAGGAAGGAGAAGAGAAGCGACUGCUGCAUCAUGCUCGCUCGUGCUACAUCUGUAAGGUCCGCUUCCACGAGCUUCACUUCUUCUACGAUCAGCUGUGUCCUCAUUGCGCGGAGCUCAACUACCGGAAGCGCCUGCAGACAGCAGACCUGACGGGGAAGGUGGCGGUGCUGACAGGCGCGAGGGUGAAGAUCGGAUACCGAGUUGCUCUCAAGCUCCUGCGUGCUGGCGCGACUUUGAUAGCCACAACGAGAUUCCCGUUAGAUGCAGCUGAGAGGUUUUCGCAAGAGAAGGACUAUCAAGACUUCAGGACGAGGUUGCAUGUGGUUGGUCUUGACCUCCGAGAUGUCGUUGCCGUCGAGCUCUUCGUCGAUCUUCUCAAGCGCGAGUUUGCGAGCAUUGACAUCAUCAUCCACAACGCUUGUCAGACUGUGAGGCGACCCGCCUCCUACUACUCGCCCCAGGUCGACAAGGAGGAGAGGAUCGCCAAGGAGAAGCGCGCAGGUCUCGCUCAGCUUCUCCAGCUGAAGUCCAGCUUCGAAUCGUCUCUACGCUCGCAUCUCACCAUGCUGAAGCAGUCAAGCCUCAUCGGCGAGCAGACCCUCCUCCAAGACGCGCACGGACCUUGUACCUCCUUCUCUUCCUCCUCUCCUCCUCCCAGCAGCUCCACGGAGUUGAAGAUCUCCUCCUCCUCCUCCACCUCCACCUCCUCCGACGUCUUCUCUGUCUCGCAGUCCUCGCGGCUCUCCUUGGCUCCUCUGCUCCCCGACGACUCUCAUGAGCACGACGCCCUGCUUCCUCCCGGAGCUCUGGACGUCAACGGGCAGCAGCUGGACUUGAGGAGGGCCAACAGCUGGGUUAUGAAGCUGGAGGAGGUGAAGACGCCCGAGGCCGUUGAGGUUUUCUUCGUCAACGCCAUCGCGCCCUUCACGCUCAACUCGAAACUCAUCCCCCUCAUGCGGGGGGAGCAGCCUCGUUUCAUCGUCAACGUCAGCGCCAUGGAGGGAAAGACAUACACAAGAAGCAACAAGGACAUGGACCUUCUCUUCUGA
Molecule: messenger RNA, 1536 nt
Organism: Guillardia theta CCMP2712
Lineage: Eukaryota; Cryptophyceae; Pyrenomonadales; Geminigeraceae
Exons: 4
Coding region: 1-1536 (511 amino acids)
Source: RefSeq, a predicted model, not a curated record